This is a messenger RNA of Harpegnathos saltator (Jerdon's jumping ant), 3262 nucleotides long. RefSeq lists its product as uncharacterized. Bases 164 to 1834 code for a protein of 556 amino acids. The transcript is spliced from 5 exons. Lineage: Eukaryota; Metazoa; Arthropoda; Insecta; Hymenoptera; Formicidae. Gene Ontology annotation, cellular component: cytoplasmic vesicle membrane. The record is from RefSeq and is a predicted model, not a curated record.
GAGCUGACGUCAUGGUUGAGUUCCGAAAUUGAAAUCAAUAAGCGAUGUGCAAUGUUGUGUGUACAUCACGGACGAUGGGAAAUGGCGAUUAUGACAAAACAGCGCGUUAGAUCUUAUUGUGUUUGAUUCCGCGGGAUCGACGAAACGAAUAUUCGUUAGUGAAAUGGCUCGCAACACCAAGAAGAAACUCGCGAUAUUUGCGGGUACAUCCAAGUGUCUCAUUUACGCAGAAGCAAAGUACUGUGCCUCUGAAAUACCUGGGGAAAUAAAAUAUUAUGAAUGUUCAAGGACAGAAUAUUGUUGCGCACUUGGUUGUUGCAUAUCACCAGGACUCCAUUUUCAUCAUUUAUGGUACUACUGGAUUCUGGUUAUAAUCAUGUUCCUGGUCUGUUCUGGUGGUGGUUGGUGGUACCGGUACUGGUUGCAAGGCAGAUACAGAGCAGCUGCUUCUGCUAUUCCAACUCGAUCUUCCAACACUAGAUCCCAAAAUUCUCUUCGCAAUACGCCCUGUCAGGCGCAGCAAGCUCGUAUUACAUACAACUCUGCGAGAAAUACUGUCCUGUUACAUCGCAUGUGGAAAGGUCCUCAAAGGAAUGCAGCAGCGCCGGCGUAUAACGGCAACGCGACCACGUCGACGCACUACCAGAACAUGAAUGUUGUACUGAACGAUGCCAACUGUCCUUAUUAUCAACUAUACGGUCCUCCGCCUAGCUAUGACACGGUGAUAGCUCAAACACGCGGCAAGAUUUCUAAUCCGGCAUCGCCGGAGUCCUCGACCGCGCGGAUGGGUCUACAAACAGCGAAUGUGAUACCGAAUCCAAGUGUACCGCAGUGCUUUUUCUACACUUGUAAUUCCUCGCCGAGAUUGGUGGACGGUAAUUCGAAUCAAUGUCAAAGUGAUAACGCGAACUCGACACGGCAACUCGACAAUCACGAGAACGUGCCGUUCGCGCAUUUCUCGCAAUACUGCGUCGUGAACGGCGCGAUUAGCCAGAACGUGUGCGUGCCCUUGGAGUAUCCAGACGCAUCGGCUGCUUCCGGUGGCGGCAACUUACCGUUCGGUCACAACUAUCAGAGCAAUCUUAAUCAGUUGCCAGGUUAUCCAACGGACAGAUUGUCCGACACCUCGGACGCGGAGAACGCGACGGCUCACGGCUACGCGGUGCAGGACACAGAGGGAUACAACGCGAUGCCUAAUGCCGACGCGGCGACCGGCGGUGGCGCUGUUUCAUGGCGCGCCGCCGACGACCAAGCGGCGCUGAAGAUCCACGCCAAGGUCGUCGCGCAGGGCGAGGAGAAUCGUCGCGACCAGGUGUGCCGGCCAAAGUGCAUGACCGCUGCGGAGACGCACAACCCGUCGCCCAAGUCGAAGGCGAGUGGCAGCGACGAGAACGAGACGAGGCGCAUGUCGCCCGUGAUCGCCGCGGUUGGCCACGAGAGGAACUUCGCUAGAGAACGCACAGACUACGGCGGCUCACUGCGAUUGCCGCGUAAGCACGCCGGCGCCGUCGUUCACCAGGGUGUCGCACCUUAUCAAGGCGGCGACAGUUUCCACAGAAUACUGUCCAAAGACUCGUCGAGUCCCGCGGCAGUCGCUGCUCUGAAUUCCACGGCGGCUCCCGGCGCCGCGGAGCGGCAACUCCAGGACGCCGGCGCCAGCUCUUCUCAAUCAAAUCCAUCCAAUAAUGUGAUACUAGAAACGUUUAUUUUUGACAACGCCCCGCCCACGUGCGUCAACAUCGAGGAGGCGAGCGAUCCUCGUGCAAUGAACCGCAGUACAAACUUUGAUCUUGAAAGUAAAUACAAAUUAGACAGAUCGAAGUCGCUAGACUGAAUACGCCACCGUCGCAAGCUCUUGUCGCUGUGAGAUCGACGCGAUGUUUAUUAUUAUUCUUGUACAUGUCUCCGUCUUAUCCGCGCGCAACUCUUACAAAACGUUCGUCGCUUGUUCACCAGGUCGGAACUGCCCUCCGACGGCUGUCGCGAUUCCCCGGCUAUCGCGCUCGGGAGAUGCGACAAUUUCACUCUCUCAUGCCGAGGUGACGCGACGUCAGCUUCCUUGAACGUCGGCUCGGGCGGCUAGUGGCUCUCGCGUUAAUCGAUUCGUUGACACCCUCCUCUCGCGUUACCUCGUUAUCACGCGCCGAUUUAAUUAUCUUGUCUGACAGUCGGUCUCGCGUUACACAAACAUAUGGCUAUGUAACCUUCGACAUUAUCGACGCGCGAGGGAAAUUAGCGGACUUCAACGAUAGAUGUUAGACUUGGAAAUCGCACUUCCGCAGUAUUUUUUGCAAGUAAUACCGCAACUCCAAAGCUAUACUAUUUUGAGGGAGAGAAAGAGAGAUGACCUACUGAACUACUAAAUAUUGUCUGUAGAUGUAAUAGAGAGAAGAAAAGAGAGAGAGAGAGAGAGAGGAAAGGUGGGCGAGGGGGAAGGAAAAGAGAGAGAGAGAGAGAGAGAGAGAGAGAACGAGCGAGAGAGGUGAUACAAUUCUAUUUACCUACGAAGUAUUUGAAUUCCGAUAUCUCUGCGACUGUGCAUACUGCCAUACACGGAAAGAUCUUUUUGAACGUUGUAUCUCGGACAUACACACACUGAUCUCUGAGUUUGAUCUCUGCACUAUACCUAAGUAACGUAACUGAUAAGAUCUCGGAACGAUAAGACGAAAAAAAAAGAAGCAUAUCUCGCACAGAAACUCGUCUUUCCAGCGGCCCAUUUUCGACCCACUUACGGAUAAAAGGAACAAAAAAAAAUAUAUCGGUCAUUGUGUUUCAUUAUGAACUCUACAUUUCUAACGGUGUUUUGAACUGGCCAAUAAUUAUCGCACGUUUUUUAAUCCUCGAAUAAAAGCGCACUUAAUGAAUCAAGUCUCCAUUGAUAUAAAAAAGAGAGAGAGAGAGAGAAGGGGAGGGAGGGAGGGUGGGAGAGAUUCGCGUUUUAAAUAUUAUUCGUAUAAAUUUCGAUGUGUAUUUUCUAACGAUAAUAUUGAGAUAUCGAGCUCGGCGAAACGCCGGGACGAUCUUACCUUCGAGCAGUAUUUCCGUCAAAGUCCUCUGGAUAUAUUUAAGCCUCUAUUAUAUAUAUGUGCACAUAAAUAUUAUCUCGACACUAAGAAGCGCGUAGGUUUCAUUACUACACGCUGCACACGUAUUUGAUGUUAAGAUAUAGUUGUCCAAAGGAACUCUAGUUUAUUUACGAUCCGAGUAAAAACGGGACUGCACCGUUUGUAAUGAACAAGAGAGCGAACGAGAGAGAGAGAGA